CACGGACUGCACCACGGCAAAAUAAUGUUCGUUGUUUCUUCGAAACUGCUGCUUGCGCGCUGCGGUUAAGCACGCCUGAUUGUGUCGUCAGUGUUGUCAAUUGCGCAUUAGGAUUGGGCGAUUGGAUACGGUGUAAAGCGACGACGGUUCUUCGGCUUGUGCGCACGACGGAACCGACGGAACUAUGAAGAAACCAGUGGGCCUGUUUAACUGAUUUUUGCAAAUUCAGGCACAGGACCUGCAGGUCAGCCGGAGCAGUAGAUUUAGCCGCAGACGGGAAACAUGGACGCUGACUGUUUGAGGACUCCAAGCAGGAAGACAGUUGCUCGAAGGUUUUGUAGCACGCCAAUUAGGACAAGUGAUGCUGCGGACAAUGAAGUGGCCGAUGGUGACGUUUCUUCAUUUCUUUCCACUUUGGACGAUUUUGUGGAGCAAUGCGAUAGUUUUCUUCCUGCAUGCCCACAAGACCCUUCUGAAAGUGAUGCUGCUGGCACUACAAGCAGCUUUCACGGAUAUUUUAUCAAGGACAGUGAAGGACCGAUCUUGCCGGAGCGUGCAAUGGACGAUUUUGUGGAGCAGUGCGAUAGUGUCCUUCCUGCAUGCCCCCAAGUCCCACCUGAUAGCGAUGCUGCUGGCAGUACUAGCAGCUUUCACGGAUAUUUUCUCAAGGACAGUGAAGGGCCAAGCUUCCUGGAGCGUGCAAGUACUACAUGGCACAGUCGCUGUUUAGACGACGACAGGGUGGACUCAGUUAAAUAUGCCGAUGAAGCUCAAACCCGCAGUAGUGUAUACUGCAGUAGUGAAUGUGAGUGCAGAGAAACAACCCAAUCUGAACAAUAUCCAUCAGUUUCUCAGCAUUCAGUGUGUUCUUCAGCUAGGGCUUGGCAGAGUGAUCCAGACUUUGUUGGUAGUUCACAAAACAGUCACUAUGACCAGAAGGCAGAACAUGGUCAGGGCUGCAAAGAUAAGUAUGAGGGUGUGUACCUGGAACACAAUGCUAGUUGCACAAUCCUGCAGGAACUAAAUAGUGAAAAUUCCAAGUCCACAUCAAAAAAUGAGCAUUUUCAUUCACGUUCAUUUCAACAAGAGAAAACAUUUGUCUCUACAAAAUGUAGAGGGAAAACGGAAGCAAACCAUUACACACAGAACGAACAAAGCUUUCGUGGCAACUGUGAAAAUGUUGAGCAUUUUGCAAAUGAAGGAUGCAGACAGGACCCUAGAGCAGGCAAAGAGAGCCUUCAGAACUGUACUCGGAUAGAAGGUGCCUUCGAAACCGGAGGGUAUCCUGAGGCUCCUCACAGGAAGAAAAGUGCCCAGCAUUACCACCACUUAAAUAGCAGCUGUGAAAUGCAGAAUGCUAGCACUUCCUCCUGCACACACUUCGCAGAAAAACUAGAGGAGCAGCAAUUUGAGCAACAUAUGAAAAGGUUCAUUAAAAGCUGUGUCAUGGAGAAUGCUUCAGCAUUUAAGGAAUGUAAGGAUGAACCAUUGGACAUAGAGGCUGAGCAAUAUGCAGAUAGCUCUGAUGACAGCUGUGUCGUGGUGUAUGCCUCUACAUUUAAGAACUAUGACAAAGUAGAAGAGGUAGAAGCUCAACAAUAUGCAGAAAGUCAAGAUGGCAGUUGUAUAAUGGUGGAUGGUCCAGCAUUUAAGGAAUACCAGGAUGAAUCAUUGAAGGCAGAGCUCGGACAAUAUGCAGAGAGCUCUGAUGACAGCUGUAUCAUGGUGGAUGCCUCUACAUUUAAGUAUAAUGAAGUAGAAGAGGUAGAUGCUAAACAUUAUGUAGAAAGCAACGAUGGCAAUCGUGGAACGAAUGAUGCUUCUACAUUUAGAAGAGAUGAGAAACCAAGGGAGGCAGGUUUAACAUGUCCAGAGAGCUUGUGUCAUGUCCACCAGAGGAAAUCUAGCUGUCUCUCUGAAAGGCACUUAGUAACACAUCAUGAGAAUGAAUCAAAUGAAUAUGGUGUGCAUUGCAGCACUAGUUGUUCACAUCAUGGAGUUUUUGCAGCUGAUCAGAAACAAGUGUGUGAAUGUAAGGCUCAAUGUUGCAGUGCCUAUAGUUCGAGCUCUUGCCCCCAGCCUGCAAGCUCUGUUGGCAGUAUCUGUGUGCCUGUUCACCAGACACUUUCAACAGGAUGCAAAGCACAAUUUGACAUCUGUUACAAAUCCUGUACGGGGGAUAAACAGAUGUCAUGUGUCACGCCUCACAAACAAGAUGACCGGGAGACUAUUCAACCAUUAGAAGAUACUACUUCAAAGAGCUUUACCAAGUUGUUGCCUUCAGAAGCAGCAACUAGUGACAGUGAUCUCUCUCCAGCAAAUCGCACUGCUGAUGUGAAAACUGAGCAUUGCAGCUCCAUUCAGGAUCUUACAGCCUUAAGCAAUAGUAAGGCUAGCAAUGUGAUUUUGAAGCCACAGUUGAGAAAAAAUUCCAGUGCUAACAGCCCUGCUUUCUUCACAGACAUUGUGCAAUCUCUCCCAAAUAUCUGUGCCAGAAGUUCAUCGUGUCAUGAGGACAAUGGGCAGAGUGUACCAGGGUUCAAGGAGGCAGACGACAAUCCUGUUACUGCUUUGUCGGCUCCUAGUGACGAUGCUGAUGCAGAUUCUUCCAGUUAUAAAGAGCACAAGCCUAAAGACAACAUAAUGGAGUGUAGCAGUGAUGCCAGUGAAAAAAUGGCAAUUCUUCUUGCAGGACAUAAAGAUCAUCACAAUGAAACUGACAUUGUUCCUGCUGUAGACAUGGAAUGUAAGGGAACUUCAGUGGCAGUUAGUCCCAACUCAAAGCCUGUGCCUUUUCUAGAUGCAUGUCUGCAUUUGAACCAUAUCUGUGAUAGCGCUGACAUUUUUGACACUACAUUAGUAGCAGAAGUUGACAGGAACAUUGCAUCAUGCACACAAAAAUGCACCAAGGAUGGCAUCAAGCGUCCAUUGCCAUCCUGCACUGUCACAUCUGGAGAUGUUUUUGACCUCGAAGUUGGAACUGAUGAUGACACCUUUGUUGCUGAAGCACACUCACCCAUUGCUACAGCAAAAUCUACAGAAUAUUGCCAGCUUCCCCAGUCCUGCUCAGUCACAUCUGGAGAUGUUCUUGACCUUGGAGUUGAAACUGAGGAUGAAGCCUUCAUUGCUGAAGUACUUUCGCCUAUGGCUUCAUCAAAAUCUACAGAACAUUGCCAGCCAACUUUGCAGACUGCAAAUGUCGUGGCCUCAACACAUAAGGUGCCAGCACGACUGUCUACUGCUAUGCCACAGUGCAUUCUUCCUCAAGACCUUCCAAAUUUCUCUAAUGACACCAGAAUCCUUGCUGAAAAUGAACCUGUACCCCCAAUGUUGGUAUGUACACUAAGUGAGGAUGCAAUAUACAACCCUGAUGAAUUGGACAUGCGUGAGAAAAUAAACACUAUUAGACGUCACCAAGGACGGCAUUUCGAGCCAUCGCACAAGCCUGAAGACCUAUGUGCUCAUUCAAGCCAAACUGUGACCACUGAUUCUCAGGGCUUGGAACUACAGCUGCCAAAUGUCAAGGCCCCAGAGGUGAAAAACCGAGCUCCAUUCAUGAGUGAAGAUCCUGCUGAAAACAAGGACAUUGAAAAUCCUGAGUGGGAAGCUGUUCGUCGCCUUAGCACAGAUGAAGAACGAUACCAGGCCGUCCAAAAGGUUUGGCAUAACAGCAGGAUUCCAGACCCUCACAAAGAACUGACGACUUUCCAUUAUCGACGACGCAUGUUAAGUCUGAAACAUGCAAAGAACCUGCCCCCAUCUAAAUCUAAAUGCCGCAAGCGCAAGGCAUCACGUAGCUCCUCGCAUGAACACGCUAAACCUGUCAAGCGCCAGCGUUUUGACACAGACAUCAUUGACCUGAAGCUAAAGGAACUCAAACGGAAAAGGGAGAAAGAUGUCACAAGAGCUCAGAGAACGUUCAGGGAUGACAUCCACAAGCUCCACUCGAGUUUGAGGAGGCCCAGCGAGGAGAUGUACACUCCACAUGGCCACGGGCACUCUGACAGGCGCCACAGGAGAGCACAUACGGCGCCUUGGGACUUCCGCUACUAUCAGUCACAGGAGAUGAGGAUCUGCGAAGAGUACAGAACCAACGAAGAGAACAUCUACAACGAGUACAGGGCCAGGGAGCACAAACUGCUGAACGCUAGAGACGAAGUUCGGCGCGUCGACGCUUUCUACGCUGGGCUGAGGGACAGCGACCCGCGAUUGCUGUCAGAGGAACAAGUUAAAGAACACUUGAAGCUGGAGGAGAUGCUGGGAUGUUUUAAAAAGUUCUACAAAACACCGAGGGAAUGACUGUCACUGCCGAUGCGCGCGUGUGCUCUUGGAACUUUUGAGUUAGGUAGUAUAACGUGGUGCAGUGUUCUGUGGUCGGUUGCUGACUGUGCAAGGAUAUGUGUGAGACGGUGCUUCUAGUCAAUCUAACAUUGCGACAGCCAGAAGCUUGGAAUUUUUUAUUUUUCUUACGGGGGUCCUUUUUUUUUUUUUGUCGUCGUCUUCUUUUUGCGUUCUCUUUACAUAAAAUAAAGCAUCAAAU
Molecule: messenger RNA, 4540 nt
Organism: Dermacentor silvarum
Lineage: Eukaryota; Metazoa; Arthropoda; Arachnida; Ixodida; Ixodidae
Exons: 2
Coding region: 283-4299 (1338 amino acids)
Source: RefSeq, a predicted model, not a curated record